Messenger RNA from Ipomoea triloba (trilobed morning glory), 803 nucleotides. RefSeq names its product probable histone H2A variant 1. The transcript is spliced from 3 exons. NCBI's taxonomy places the organism in Eukaryota, Viridiplantae, Streptophyta, Magnoliopsida, Solanales, Convolvulaceae. Bases 159 to 581 code for a protein of 140 amino acids. Gene Ontology annotation, cellular component: nucleosome. The record is from RefSeq and is a predicted model, not a curated record. Gene Ontology annotation, molecular function: DNA binding; protein heterodimerization activity; structural constituent of chromatin.
CACCUAAACUAACCGCCAAAGAUUAAAGCUGUGCAGAAAAGCAGUACCGAAGCAGAUCUCAGACAGUCCAGACAAUUACCUAGUUACCGCUUUCUCAUUCCUCGGCUCCUCGCUCUCCGCUUCUAUUCGUUUUCUGCUUCCUAUCCUAUACUAUAAGAAUGGCUGGAAAGGGUGGAAAGGGGCUUUUGGCGGGAAAGACCACAGCUGCGGCGGCGGCGGCGGCGAACAAGGACAAGGACAAGAAAAGGCCUGUUUCUCGGUCUUCUCGCGCAGGUCUCCAGUUUCCAGUGGGGCGAAUUCACCGUCAGCUCAAGACCCGAACCUCAGCUCAUGGCAGGGUUGGAGCAACAGCUGCGGUUUACACAGCAGCAAUCCUCGAGUAUCUAACAGCAGAGGUGCUCGAAUUGGCUGGGAACGCCAGCAAGGAUCUGAAAGUGAAGAGGAUCACACCGAGGCACUUGCAGCUGGCCAUUCGUGGAGACGAGGAGCUUGACACCCUCAUCAAGGGAACCAUUGCUGGUGGUGGAGUCAUCCCCCACAUUCACAAGUCCCUCAUCAACAAAACAAACCCCAAGGAAUGAAUGAAUGAAAACCAUAUGUUUAACUUUAGAAAAAGGCUUCUGAGUAAUUAAGACUCUUGUUGUUCUAUCUUUCGCUUCUAAGCUGUUCUGUUAGGAUGUUGUUUCGUUGGAAUGGUACUUGUGCUGUUAAAAUACUUUUGGCUGGAUAAGUUCAAUUUAUCUGUAAUUUGUGUAGUCUUGGAUGUAUUAACAAUUGUAACGGAAGCCCUGUUCAACAGUACA